Messenger RNA from Colletotrichum paranaense, 2616 nucleotides. RefSeq lists its product as uncharacterized. The record is from RefSeq and is a predicted model, not a curated record. Bases 1 to 2616 code for a protein of 871 amino acids. The transcript has a single exon. Lineage: Eukaryota; Fungi; Ascomycota; Sordariomycetes; Glomerellales; Glomerellaceae.
AUGAAUCCAACCCAACAAGAAUCUGAGCGGCAUCGACGCCAGAGCAUGUCGCAAAGGGCAUGGAGUCGAGGAGUUCCACUCGAUAACCAGCCCUCUCCUGAUAUUCUAAUCAGUCCACCACUAGACCACUAUGAGAUGUCCCCUCGACCAAUCUCUACGUUGUCACAACUGACUGACGAAGAUACAUCGUGGGACAGGCCACUGCUAUCUAGUCGAACCAAGAGUGUUGACGAAGAAACUCAGCGCUCGAGCGGCAGGCGAACGAGUGACUGGUCAUAUGCAAAAGUUACGGGAGAUCUUCAAGACCAAUAUGAAGGGGGCCUCGGACCUACACAGCACCGAGGCAAACAGGAUUCCAGGUCUACUUUACCCGGUAUGGAAGGUUCAAAGAUCUCGAAACCCAUCACUCGAACUGAAUGGUCACGCUACUUUAACGGAUGGAUCGUUCACCUCCCUGCUAUACUGGUGACGACAGCCGUCCUACUCAUUGGUUCAAUACAAUUCUACUGGUAUCCGGAGAUAGGUCCGCUUGUGAGCGGUUAUCGACUGGACACCGAUAUCAUCAGCAAUAUUCUCCAGUUUGUAGCCAAACUGCACGAACUUCUAAUCGUGGCAUCAUUGUCUUCGAUUGCUCUUGCGAUGUAUCGGAGACGUCUCGUCACAACUGGUGUGCGAUUAGGCUUUCUCACUGGGGGCUAUCGAGUUGGAGAUCUCAACUACCUUCGAACUUCGUCGUUCCGCCACCAAGGUCUCAACAGGUCAAAGCCCUGGGAAAUGCUACUACCCGGGUUCCUUGUCUUCGCGACCAUACUUUCGACAAUUGUUGGACCAGCAUCUGCGGUCCUCCUUCUACCCAGCUUGGGUUGGUACGAGUUUGAUACAAGCUCGGCGUUCAGCAAAAUCGAGCCGCCCUUGUUGUACUGGUGGAAUCGGAGGGCCAUAUGGUUCAGAGACCCUUUCAGCGAGAACACGGAGUGCCAAGGACCUGCGGGGGUCUAUCGAGAUUAUUGUCCAGCUGGCGGGUUCCCUGUGAUCUCGAGCUGGGUACGGGACUACGCAGCCACCGACUUGACCAACAAUCUCACAUUUUAUUCCACGUCGUCAGAUAUUAGGCGCCAUUUAGUGUUCACGCAAGCCGAUGACAAGCCUAACACAUCUUCGACCACGCUUACCACCACGCCAUCGCACUUCCUCAUGACCAGCAUCGGUCUCUUUCAACAAUUCAUCCACAGCUCCGAUGUUGGUGCCCUAUCCCGCGAACCUCGCUACCGAAUUACAGCCAAAGGAGGCGCCAAUGUCAAGUCACCGACCGGAGAGGGAUCGGGGUUCUACCAACCAUUUGUACAGUCCAGGUGUACAAUACACGAUAAAGGUUACUUAGCAGAUACUCCGGGAUCUAUCAGCUUUCCAACGAAAUCUAUCAACUGCUUCGAUGAUGCCGAUUGUCUUCAAUCCCAAAGAAAACCUAGGGAAUUUAACGAAGCAGACUGGCUGAACAAUUCGAGUCUCGACAAUAUCUCAGCCUCAAGCACAUUCUUUCUGGACAAAGAAAACUCAACUGUUGUGUACCUGAAUGGAAUGAUACCCGACUCAUUGUCUGGGGAAUCGAGAAACUUGGUUUACAUCUGUAGCUUGUACGCAAGUUGGGCGCCGUCUAACUUCUCAAUGGACCCAAGCGUCAGUGACAGUCUUCAAUCAACAUUUAGUAACGACAGAAGCAUGCGAGACAUGUACUACGGCAAGAGUCAAGAAGACAUCCGAGUAAUAAGAUUCAGGUCGAAUUGGUUCAAAUUUCUCAACCCACACUGGAAUAUAUCAAACACGACCACCGCCUCGGGUGUUAGUCAGAUCAUCCUCAACUUUUCUUCGAAGUUAAAGGUGAAUGGGAAAACUGUGAACGUUUUGGCUCCAGUCGAUGGUGCGAAUAAUACAGCAUCAGAAAUAUUUCUGGCCAAAGUCUUUGGAGUUUACCUCGCCGAGGGUCUGGCACGGAACAGUCAAGAACAGAGAACCCGGAUCAAGCUCAAUAGUACUGACACCGAGCUAACUUACCUCGACUUGAACGAGCAACACGGCUACCUCGGAGGUGUUCAUAAAAUCACUCCCUUCAACAACACUCAUCAUCAGGAUGAGUGGAGAGACAGCACGACCCAGCGCAACACAACUUUUGCAGCUUUCACUGAGGUGCUGAACACGGCUUUGCCAAUCAACUUUACUGCGCAGCGCUACGGAUACGGAUCAGGACAAGGUCGCAAAACGCUGGAAUUUGCCCAGGUGAUGAUGCUGAUCUACCUCGGCAUCAUCGCCGUCUACGCCGCAACAGUGGGAACUGGAUACGUGUUGGAGCUUCUCAAGGUCAAGUCAGGUGGGGAGCGCAUCCGUGUCCUGAGCGUGAUACCAUGGUCAGAUUUACAAGACUUGAUCGUACUCGCACUCAAGACGCCGCCUCCAUCUGAUGAGGAUCUGGCAGAUGCUGGAGCUGGUGUUACUUCUGACAAAGUGUGGGAGAAGGUUGUGAGAGCGGAGUCUGACGACAAACGCAAUAUUCAACUAGCUUUCCAGGAGACAACACACACGAGAAAGCUGGAUGUGAGUCGGAAGGAGCGGUAUUAUUAA